AUGAGGGCCUCAACAUGGUUCCGCAACAUCUCAAAUAAGCACAACAUGAUUCCCCAAGACGAAGAGAAAGAUACGGAAAGACUCCUCAAGAGUGACCUUGAUCAAUUGUCUGACGUUUUUAUCGCGGGCUCUCAGCGCAAUGAUCCAUCUCUUUUCUGGUCCAGACUGGCGACCAAUCUUCUCUUUCUGUUAUUAUUGACCUAUACAAGAGGUUCACAAUGUUUUGGCACUUAUGAGAAAGGUUUCGAUACUGACCUCGCUGUUGCCAAGGGGGAGAUCGAAUUGCAAAAAGUUCUCUUCACUGGAGGCAUACAUUUUAAUGCUGAUGGAAGUGUUUAUAUCCAAGACGCCUCUGGACCAAAAUAUGUGGGGAUUCCCGAGCCUGCCAUUGAUAAGGCAUGGGAUGAGUUACUGAAGGAAAGCGCCCCCUUUAUAUCCAGGUCAAAUCGUGAAUUUAGACGGGUCUCAGGUCCCAGAUAUCAAGGACAGGACCUAUUUCAAUCCACAGUACCAGGCCUACGAGACUGGACUGGAUGUUUUCCAUCAACUUCAUUGCAUAGUAUGGCUCCUUUGGCGAUCUAA
Messenger RNA from Penicilliopsis zonata CBS 506.65, 582 nucleotides. RefSeq lists its product as hypothetical. Bases 1 to 582 code for a protein of 193 amino acids. The transcript is spliced from 4 exons. The record is from RefSeq and is a predicted model, not a curated record. Lineage: Eukaryota; Fungi; Ascomycota; Eurotiomycetes; Eurotiales; Aspergillaceae.